Messenger RNA from Spea bombifrons (plains spadefoot toad), 1479 nucleotides. RefSeq names its product epithelial membrane protein 1 (gene EMP1). The coding region runs from base 143 to 616 and encodes 157 amino acids. Gene Ontology annotation, cellular component: plasma membrane. The record is from RefSeq and is a predicted model, not a curated record. The transcript has 5 exons. Lineage: Eukaryota; Metazoa; Chordata; Amphibia; Anura; Pelobatidae.
GGCGCCUCCCUAAUUGCAUCACAGAAAGCCUAUAACUGUAUGAGAAGUACAACUAUAUCUUUAUUACCAUUCAAAGGUAGCCACCGAGAGGACUUCAAGUUACUGCCAGGUUCUCAAGUGCUGACACUAAGUAAUCACCAACAUGUUGGUCCUUCUAGCUGGUAUUUUCGUUGUUCACAUUGCCACGGUGAUAAUGCUGUUUGUAUCCACCAUCUCCAAUGUAUGGUUGCAAGGUCAACAGGGUGGUUCCCGAGGUAUCUGGUUUCAAUGCAACAACUCAGAGUGCUCGAGUAUAAUGAACACCAUGAGUGAAGGGGAUCAACCGUCAAUGAAAGCAGUUGAAGCAUUCAUGGUACUGGCCAUCAUCUUCUCCUGCUUCGCUCUGUGUGCCUUCAUUGGUCAGCUGUUUACUCUGGAUAAGGGAAAGCGUUUCUACAUCACUGGAGCCCUUAUGCUAGUCUGCUGGUUGUGUGUGCUGAUUGGAGUUUCUAUCUACACUGCUCGAUUUUCAAGAGCUGAUGGCUUCUACCAUGGAUACUGCUUUAUUUUGGCAUGGAUCUGCUUUUGUCUUAGUCUUCUAGUGGCAAUCCUCUACUUUGUCCUGCGAAAGAAGUAAAGAGCUCCUGACCUCUUUCCCACAGCCUCUGAACAUUGUUCUUCAAGAUGUCAUCCCACACCCCCCCAAACACAUACAUGCUUCAGCAGACUUUGUCUUAACAUCAAAAGGUUGCGUGUGAUGUCAAAAGCUGUGGGCAAUAUUUUUCAGGAAACAAAGUCCUAGAAGAAACCUCCAUAUAAUAAUGACAAAUCAUUUUCUCCUCUAAAUAUAAACAUUUAGUUAAAUACCACAUAUCAAUGUUUUUUUUUUUCCAUAUUUCAGAAAUUAAAGUGUUAUCCUAAAAUGAUCUAUCUCCUCUACAAUGCCUGCACAGCAGAGAGAUGCAGAAGCAAUCAUCUCACAAAUAAGGCACAAUUAUAAUAUUUGGACCAAAAACAAAGGAUAUUUUUCUUCCACAAAUUAUUAUAGGGAGCUGCUGCGGAACAUAUUUGCAAGCACCACUGUUAAUCUUUAUUGUAACAUUUACUUUUCAAGAUAUUACGCAGCAGUUGCUGUAAAUUUAUUUUCUAGCAGGCAUAAUCUUGGUUUACAUGUUCUUCAUAACAAAAUAAGUCAAUUGUAUUUAUUUAAAUUGUAGCUCAACAAGUCCUGUCAAUGCAGUAUCUUGUUAUGUGGUGUUACAGGAACACCGUGUGGAUUUCUCUCCGUACUGCAUGUAACUACAAUUGAAAGACAUUCCAGUAUCUUCAACUAAAAUGGAUUUGUGUGUUUUUUUUGGUGCCAAAAGUGAUUGAUGUUAUUCAAAGCAUGAUUAUUUUAGAGGAAAUACACAUGUAUUAUCUUCUCGUUAAGGCUUAUAAGGUAUUCAGGUAAUAUUAAUAAAAUAUACAUAUUAAUAUGAAUACAUUUUAAUUGAACGU